AUUUUCGCCGACAUGAAAGUUCUGGUUCUCUUCGCUCUGGGUCUGGUCGCCCUGGCCGCCGCCCGACCCUCCGACAUCAUCGACUUCGAGGAGGACCACAUGGAGCACGAGCAGGAGGGCGUGCCGGGAACGGCCGUGGAGGGCGAGUACUCGUGGGUAGCGCCCGACGGCAACGAGUACCACGUCAAGUAUGUCGCCGACCGCUUCGGUUACCGCAUCGUCGACGACAACGUGGUGCCCAGGAUGCGCAGCGACGCCCACGAGGCCGAGGAGGACGAUGAUUAGAGAGGAUAUUGUCAAAUAUUAUAGAACAUGUAUGAGGAAGUAAUCAAUUAAA
Molecule: messenger RNA, 337 nt
Organism: Penaeus indicus
Lineage: Eukaryota; Metazoa; Arthropoda; Malacostraca; Decapoda; Penaeidae
Product: cuticle protein CP575-like
Exons: 2
Coding region: 13-285 (90 amino acids)
Source: RefSeq, a predicted model, not a curated record